AAACCCUAUAGUUAAAACCUCCGUCGCACCCCAAAUUCAAAACCAUUAAACUGCGCCUCCACUGUUUCCUCACGUUCACAUUGAGGCUUGAGCAGAUUAGAAUCAGAUGGCACCAAAGAAAGACAAGGCCCCUCCUCCUUCCUCCAAGCCAGCAAAAUCUGGAGGUGGCAAGCAAAAGAAGAAGAAGUGGAGCAAGGGAAAGCAAAAGGAGAAGGUGAACAACAUGGUGCUGUUUGACCAAGCUACCUAUGAUAAGCUUCUAUCUGAGGCUCCUAAAUAUAAGCUCAUCACUCCCUCUAUUUUGUCUGAUCGUUUGAGGAUUAACGGAUCACUCGCAAGGAAGGCCAUUAGGGAGUUGAUGGCAAAAGGAUUGAUCCGGUUGGUUUCAUCUCAUUCGAGCCAGCAGAUUUACACAAGGGCAACAAACACCUAGAUGUUUUGUUAUAUUUUUGCGUAUUUAGUUCUAUGUAGUAUUUCCAUUUCAUGAGAUUGCUAUAAAUUAUUAUUAUUACUACUAAAGAACUCCCUCUCAAGUGGGAUCUUUCUAUCCUUUGUGAGCCUAUAGUUUGUUGAUAUUGUUAUGGUUUAAUGGAUACUUGUUUUCAGGUUGAUUUUUGCAUGGUUUUGGCUACCGAGCUUUCCCAAAUUUGUUUUCUAAAUGAGAAUUUGAUUUGUGGUUGCGUGUUUAAUCUUAAACCACAUAUUGGAUUGUCACA
Molecule: messenger RNA, 716 nt
Organism: Hibiscus syriacus
Lineage: Eukaryota; Viridiplantae; Streptophyta; Magnoliopsida; Malvales; Malvaceae
Product: 40S ribosomal protein S25-2-like
Exons: 4
Coding region: 107-433 (108 amino acids)
Cellular component (GO): cytosolic small ribosomal subunit
Molecular function (GO): structural constituent of ribosome
Source: RefSeq, a predicted model, not a curated record